ACCGUUAGCAUACUUUUCGGGGCAGUUCGACGCUGGCGCUGCGUGCGUGCGGUCUAACGGUGAACGGUGCUCCUGCGAGAGAGCGGAAUAGCGAGGCAGAGAGAGAGAGCGCGUGUGUGUGUGCCAGCCAGACGCCAGACAGAGAUAGCAUUAGCAGUUAGCUGAAGUGAGCAGUCAAGGAGAUAAAUCAAAAACGAAAGAUAGCAAGCAAUCGCAUGAGAAAAAAACAGAGCACAAAUCACACUUGCUGGCUUUUAUCGUUACACUUUUUUUUUAGUGCGAAUUGAUGCAAAAUUAAUAAGGACAACUAAUACACACACUCGCACACGUGGAGAGGACUUUUUGGGACCGCGAUGAUGGAGCAGAGUGUGCGAAAUCAGACAACGAUGUCGAAGACGACGAAUCGCAAUAGAACCGCCGGCGGCAUUGAAGCACCUAGCAUAGCCGCUGCAUCCGCAUCCGCAUUGGCAAAUGCAAGUACAGCCGCCUCCGCAUCCGCAGCAUCCGCCUCCUCAUCCUCGUCGUCAUCGGUUUCAUCGGCAACUUGCUCGGCGACGAUUGUCCAGGCAAAGCAACGCCCUCCGCCACUGAAAACGGCGACGACAACGGUGACCACCACCUUGGUGAGCAGCAGCGAGGGCGGCCAGCCCAUACCACCCACCGCCCACUCGGCUGGCGGUCCAGGGGGCGGUGCGUCUGCGGGUGGGAGUUAUCGCGGUGCCACCACCCUGACCACGCCCUCAACGCCCCGCAUCGAGCUGAGUCGCGCCUCCAGUUCGUCGCAUCACGAGGAGGAUAGCCGGGAAAGCAGUCCGGAAAAUGUAUUCGAGCAGGCCAAGCGCUCAUCGCCGCACAUCUUUAAGUUCGACGACCACCAGAGUUACCUGCAACAGCACCAGCGCAAGGACUCGGCCAGUUCGGAGGUGGCUGCCCUGCUGUGCAUCUCGGGUCGCACCAGCCGCAUCUCGAGCGUGGGCAGCCAGGGAUCGGCGGUGAGUCGCCUCUCGGCGAUAUCGGGUGUCUCGCGCUCCCCCUCGCCGCACCGCAUGCUGCUGGAGACCUCGUUCUGUGGCCCCAAGCCCGUGGAGCUGGCCGGGAGUGGGGGUGCAAGCAAUGCCUCCACGGCAGCCAGCUCCGCUCACAGUCAGGCGGACGGAAUGCCGGGUGCCGGCACUGUGGCCGCCAAUGCUGCACUAUUGGAGCAACUGUUGCUGGCCCGAAAACAUGAUCCCACCCAGGCGGUACUGGCCGAGGGCAUCAAGGUGCUGCCCCCCGCACCAACUGGUUCCGCAGCCAGCACCUCCAGUCGCAGCAGGAGCAGGCAGGCCAGCUCGCUGGCCAACGGCGAACGGAUAGAGAAGGAACCAAAGGUGAAGCAGACGAUUGGCGCCCAACGCAGGAGCACCAAGAGCCCGGGUCAAAUGGUUGUGGGCAAGACGGCCAGCGGCACGGAGUACAUAAGGAUUAAUCUCAGACCGGAUCAUAUGUACAGUGACAAGGGCAUUGCCUCCAAUGAGCGAGUGGUGGAGGCACCCAAUCAACUGGCACCGGUUUACUCCAAGCCCGCCUCGUUGAGUCUGCAGGGUGCUCCCAUAGAGGAGCAUCGUUUGACCCCCACAGCGAGUCCCAAGCCGGGUCGUCGAUUAACCAGUCGUUCACCUUCACCCGCAACUGGAGCUGGUGGCGGAGCAGGUGGCUCCGUGUCCCGCAAGAGCUCCUUUAGCUCCCUCUUUCGUUUGGGCAAGGACUCGCCGGAUUCGCCCAGGGAAACGGCUCGUUCGCGUAGCAAAAGCAAAGAACGACCCGCCACUGCAUCGGGCGGAUUGGGAGGAGGAGGCGGUUCCCAGAAUGUGACGCCCAGUAAGCAAAAGUCCGUGCUGGCCAUUUUCAAGCCGGGUAAGAGGGGUAGUCAGAGCAGCAAGAGCUCGUCGCCAAUAGAGUCCAGUGUUGAGCCAGUGCCACCACCACCGCCACCCGCACCUGGAUCGGGGUCAACAAAUCGUAGUCGGACCCCAGUGGGCUCUCGACCAGGCAGUCGCCUGCGUUACUACGAUGAGCCAGUGGAGGGGGUUAUCCAUAUACCGCUGCACACGCCGCCAGAGGAACGCGAGGCUCGCACUCUGCUGCAAGGCAUCCAGCAGCUGACCCAUGCGGCGCAGGCCAGCGUGGAUCCCUCGCCGCUGCCCACCCACCGAGCUCCGCCCACUUCCGCUCAACCGGUGGCGCCGGGCACCCAGAUCACAGCCACCCAAUUGGCGGCAGCGGCGGCUGCCUUGCGUCCCGUGGCCCAAAGGAGGGUGGCCCAACGACCGGAUCUGGAUGCUAUACAAUCGCUGCCCAGCCAGGAGGAUCCGCCAACGGCGCCUGGCGAGGAGCAGAUCCUACAGCGGCCGGAACCGGCCAACUGGAGCCUGGAGGUCCAGCGACACAGCUCGCAGGACUCGCAGGAGACGACGGCCGAAUCGGUGGGCUCGGUGGUUAGUGCCCGGGCAGCUAAUCUUGCCCAGCAACGGGAGCAGGCAGCCAUGCAGCGAUUGCCCUCGGUGGAGAGCACACAGAGUGCCUGCGAGCCGAGAUUGGUGCACACGGUGGCCACCGUAAAUGCUCCCAAUCCUGAUUCGGAGGCAGCCGCCAAGGAGCGCAGACGUCUGUUGUUCGCCACUCGGUUGGGUUCAGGCAGUCAGGAGCAGCUCUUCUCCACCCAGUUCAGUAUUUCAAAGACAGAGAGCCAGUCGAGUCAGCUUUCCGAGCAAGUGGAGCACUCUGGCUCAGAAACCGCGGAGGGAUUGCAGCGCCAGGGUACUGUGAUUCGAAGAAUGGAGACCGGACCGCCACCGCCACCGCCAAGGGGCGUCUGCAGUUCGGAGGAGGAGCAGGGCGUAGCCAUGUCCGGAUCGGUGGUGAUGCGUGCCAAGCGGUCCAAGUCGCGUCCCAGCUCGGAGGAUGAAGCUGCUCCGAUGGCAGCGGCGGCCCCAGCGGAUUUGCGCCACUCACGUUACUUGGAGAACUUUGAUGUGCGCCGCAAGCUGCACGAGAAUCUUACGGAGGCGGAAGUGGGCCGACCGGGUGAAAUGCCAGGCAGUCAGGUAACCAUACCAAGGAAGCCAAAGCGACAAAGUGUCCCAGAAUCAAGACGUGAAACCCCUAGCUAUAGUUCUGGCACUGUCACACCCACCACUCCCACACCAACGCCAGCCACUCCGGUGGGUCAGUCCAAGCAGCCACCGACUUCUGCAACCACUCCCACAUCCAAAGGAGUUCCAGUGACCACUACACCCGCCGCCGCUGCUCAAGCAUUCACUUCUUUUACUGGUCCUCCAGGCACUGCCUUCAUUGAGUCACCAAACACCACCCGCAGGGAUCAGCCAAGCAUUUCCUAUAAGGAGCCACCAACUGAAUCGUCUAGGGAACCUGUAACCACCUCCAUUACGGAGCACGCAAGCACUUCCCAUCACGAUUCUCUGACCAGUGUAUCCACCCCCCCACCAGAACGUCGUCAUUCGCAGUCAACGGAUGAGCACGAGCCCGUGGAAUCCUCGGAGAGUGAAAGGGACUCGGACAUGGCCGGUAGCUCCUCGGUGACUACGGCAGUUCCUGCAGGCGGAGAAGCAGGACGACGGCACCACAACUUUCCGCGCAACGUGUGCGUUAUAGAGGAGCACGAAAGCACGGGUCUGGUGUCACAAGAGUCCUUCGAGGAUGAGCUGCCCUACAUACCCACCACGCUACCCGAGGAGCGGGCCCAGGGUGUACCUAUAAUCCCCAUGAGAGAACGAGCGAAUAUGGAGCUAAGGACGUGCCCAGUGGACAGACCAAGAUCCACCACGCCGCUGAAUCCUUCACAUCUUGAGGAGUACUGCACGGGAAUCAUGACACCGCAGGAGGCAACACCAGGUGGUUAUCAAGAGACCGAUGGUGUAGGAGGUUUUAGCACUGGAAUCGGAGGCGGCGGAAGUGGCGGAGUGGUCGGAACUCCAGUGCGGGGGGAGAAGCUGAGGAUCAGUCUGCCACGCAAGGAGUCCAUCGGUAAGGAGCGUAUUCAGAACUCCAAGUCACCGCGCCGUGUGUCCAACACCAGUGGCAAGUCCUGGUUUGAAUUCGCCGAGGAGGGCCUACGAGCCAAUAACAACCUGGAGCGCAAGGACUCGGCCAAACAGUUGCUCCCGGUGGUCACACCACCACCAGCUGCUACUUCUACUCUGGAGGAACCGAAGCCGAAGGCCUCAACCCAACGAAAGCUCUCCGGGCAUUGGAUCGACUUCGAGAACAUACCCGAAAAGAGGAAACCGGCCAAGAGGAUCACCACCCUGCCCAAGGAGACGUUAACGAGCAGUGUGCCCGCCACGGCCACCACCAGUUCCUCUUCCGCCUGCGGCAGUGGUCAUCGAUCCGGCACCGGAGCUGGCCACCACCAUCAUCACCACCACCAUAAUCAGCAGGCGUCGAAAACGAAUCCGGAAGGCGGCGAUAAGUUGCACUACAACUACGUAAAGCCGGAGGACUGUCAGUGCGAGUGUCACGAGGCGGAGCGUGGCGAAUCCUCGCAAGCAACGGCCGGAGCGGGAGACACCAGUACUGAGACGGGCACUGGAACGGGAACGGGCAGUGAGUCUCUGGCGUCCGUGGAGCUGCUGCAGCAGGGCGAGGACAUGUUGCCACUACUCGAGCCCGACACCUCGGCGGAGGGCAGAAUUUACGGAGACGAGGAACAGGCGCCCCUAAUGCGUCACAGUGGCAAGGGAGUCACUCGUCCCAGGAACCAGCACGAGGAGUUCUCACGUCGCGAUGACGGAUCAAGUCCUCGCAAUCGCAAGUUCCCCGACAGGAAGUAAGCAGCUUUCUUUUGGUUCGAAACGGAUCGGUUCUUUCUAGAUCUUCAGGGUAGCUAAGCCGGUAAUCUAUCUCUAUGUAAGUCGAGUCACUAAACUAAGGGCCAGCGUGUCCUCCUGGCCCAUAUCCUUAAUGUACCUCAAGCAGAGUGGUUGUUGUGUUAUGAUCGCUUGACAAUGAUGCGUAUUAUGUAACUCUCGACUCGAUUAGCUUAACUCUAUAUGGAAUACAGAAGGGAAAUCAAAUAAUAUGAAAAGCAUAAUAUACUUUAACACACGAUUAUAUGCAUACGAUACUCGGUACUACAUACACGUAUAUAGCUCAUGAAUGUACAUGGUUAGGGUAAUUUUUUUGAUAGCAACAAUUACAACACUCACUCUAUAUAUAGCAAUCCUGACAGACGAUCGUUUUCCCUAGAAACUUUUUGCUGGCAAUUUUACUACGAGUAUAUGUGAUCUCGGAUAAAGUGUUAUGCAUGUGUGGUUGAGACACGUUGGACAUCUGAUCGGAUUCUCUAGCUGUAAGUCGAUGUAUUUGUGUGUAGUUUGUUAACUAGCUCAGACAAAUCCAGGAUCCAGAAUCCAGAAUCCAGAAUCCAGAAUUUAGAAUCGAGAAUCCAGAGUCCGAAGUCCCUAGGCUUAGUCACUAAUCUCUAUCAAUAUCGCUGUCUAUAUCCUGUGUCUGUGUCCGAUUCUAUAUAGCUGCGUGCGCCUGUGUGUGCGGGUGUGUGUGUUAUGGAGAUCUAUAUCUCUCUGUAGCACCACCGAUUUCGCCCCAUAUCUCUAAGAAUCUCACAAUGAGACACAUUGAACGAUCUAUGAACGAGUUGUAAUCGUUUUCAGUUGGUCAAAAACAAAAGUUAGCCUGAUUCAUAGCCUUUAGUUGAGUUCGAAGCGUUAGUUAGUUAGUCAACACCGAUUUAUUGGGUGUGCUGUAAAUACAUAAGUCAAACUAGAUGAACAGUAUUCGAUGAAAAUUGGUUUUGGCAAUUUUUCACUUUUUUUGCGGGCCAAAGAAACGCCGCGAAAAGUUUGUGAACUUUUAAAUGGGUUUAUAUAGACAUAUAAUAUAUAAAUAUUAUUAUAUAGCCAAAAAACUGCCA
Messenger RNA from Drosophila erecta, 5932 nucleotides. Its product is annotated as serine-rich adhesin for platelets. The transcript has 6 exons. The record is from RefSeq and is a predicted model, not a curated record. The coding region runs from base 354 to 4832 and encodes 1492 amino acids. Lineage: Eukaryota; Metazoa; Arthropoda; Insecta; Diptera; Drosophilidae.